Messenger RNA from Didymodactylos carnosus, 1785 nucleotides. NCBI's taxonomy places the organism in Eukaryota, Metazoa, Rotifera, Eurotatoria, Philodinida, Philodinidae. The record is from the annotation of a GenBank genome assembly.
AUGUCAUCCUUGGAAUUGAAAAUCAUCGAUAUUUUGGAGAGUAACUUAUUGGCAAUCCGCUCAACGUCGCAAGAUGAUUUGUAUGCUGAACAUGGGCGAGAUGUAUUGUUGAAGAAAGUUCAAACGUUUAUGCAAGAAAAUCGACCCAUUGAACUUUUGGUGCCAGCAUUUCCGUGCAAAUCUCCGAAUCUGAAAAAAGUUUGCGGAAAAUUGCCCGAUGGUGGCGAAUUGUACGCACUCGAAUAUCUCAAUGAAAUUUGUCGAGAAAUCAGUUUCCUCUAUGAACAUGGCUGUAAACUGGUAGUAUGGUCGGAUGGACGAGUAUUUGGUGAUCUGAUUGGUGUACCUGAAGUAGACAUCGCUACAUAUGAGCAUCUUUUAAAAUACUACUCAAUGACAAUGACCCAUAUUCAAUGGGAUAGUAUGAAUAAUUACGUGGGAACUGGAAAUGGUGAGAGUUUGAUGAAAAUAUAUGGAACACCAACGUUUGCUUUCGAUCAAUGGUUACUCGAAUCCGAAAGUAAUCGAGAACAAUUUGUUCAUUUGAGAAAAUUUAUGGAAGAUGAUUUAGGUAACAGCGCCAAGUAUAAAGAUCUUUCGCGUCGACAGUUAAAAAGUCAGAUGAGUUUGAUCGCCGAACAAAUGAUCACACGGAAUGAAGCAUUGACAAAUCUGUUGAAACAACACUAUCCAAAGCAUAUUCGACUUUCCAUUCAUCAACAUCCAAAUAGUGGAGAAAAAUUCACAAUUCGUUUUUUCAAGGAUUCCGGUGGCCGUAGUGUUCUUCGCACACCGUGGCAAAACGUCCUGGUUAUCAGCGUUGAAGGAAGUCUAGAUUUGAUGCCAUAUCGAAAAUUACAUUUACAAAGCCAACAUGUCCCAAUAAUGUUCAAAAAUCAAAUAUGGUGCUUUGUCCAGUUACCUCAAAACUCGCCCGUUUCAGUUGCGUCCACUAUAAAGUUGUCGUUGCUUGGCGAGUCACCCCGCUUCGGUUUGUCUAUUGAUUUAAGUAAGAAAAUUGAUGUGUUUCAAUUGGAUGUCGCCUGGAUGAAAAUGUUAUUGGAAAAAUUUGGUCUUGUUGUUCUUCGUCGAUGUCAAAACUCGCUUGAUAAGGACAAUUACUCGCAAUUUUGCGAACAGUUUUCUCCACCUGUUAUGUGGAAGUUUGGCUCGUUGCUCUCGAUUAAACCACAAUUGACACCCGAUAGUAGCCAUACAUCUCUCGACUCCAUGCCAUUACAUUUUGAUUUAUCUUUUCCGCCAGAAUACUUAUUCAAAACGGGCUCGUACAACGAUUAUGUGCCACAAUAUUUUAUGCUUUACUCUGUCAAAGCUCCUCCUGAACAUGGAAACGGAAAAACAACAUUUGUCAAUGGACGAUUAUUGCUGGAAUCACUUGAAGAAAAAGAUAUCUUGCACUGGAAAACGAUUGAUGUUUCAAGUUCCAUGCCACUGUCAUACUAUGGAGGAAAAACGUAUGUCUAUCCUAUGAUAAUGUCACAUCCAAAAACAAAUGAAAACAUCUUCCGAUAUUUAGAGAUAUCGAAUAAUGUUAUUCACCCAGUCGAAAGCAAAUGUUCAAUAAAUAGUGUCGAAAUGGAUACAGAAACGUUUCAAAAGUUUAAUAGUAUAAUGAAGCAGACGAUGCGCGAUCCAAAAUGGUACAUGGAACACACGUGGAAUGACGAUGAUUUGGUCAUUGUUGAAAAUCAUCUAUUGCUACAUGGUCGAACAGCAAUAACCGAGGAAACAGAACGUGAACUGUGGAGAAUUCAAGUCUAUUAG